This is a messenger RNA of Hymenoscyphus albidus, 399 nucleotides long. The record is from the annotation of a GenBank genome assembly. Lineage: Eukaryota; Fungi; Ascomycota; Leotiomycetes; Helotiales; Helotiaceae.
AUGCUAUUACGUGCUGAUCUAGCUCGGAAGUCCUUCGAAUCACGUAAGUUGGUUUUCAGAGCUGAGAGUCACGCAGGUCGCUUCAAGAAGUCUCGCUUCGACGCCAAGUCGUCAGUUUGGCCAGGUCAUGAUAAAUCUCUAGAUGACAGUGCCGAUACUGAUGCUUCAUCAGUAUACUCGGAACUAGGCUCGGAAAUUCCAGAAACGGAUGACGAAGAAUCCUCAGGUGAAAAUAGCGACCCUGAACCCAUUGAUGAGCCCGAAGCCGGAGAAGAAGGAGUUCCAAAGAAGUCGGCGGAAGAAAUAAAAUGGGAGGAAACUGAUGCUUUGAUAGCUCGUCAGGCCGACUUGGACAAGCAGAUUGAGUUCGUUAUGGGUGAACAUAUACCUAGCAUGUAA